This is a messenger RNA of Pelobates cultripes (western spadefoot toad), 300 nucleotides long. NCBI's taxonomy places the organism in Eukaryota, Metazoa, Chordata, Amphibia, Anura, Pelobatidae. The record is from the annotation of a GenBank genome assembly.
AUGCGAGAACGGCCCCCACCAGGACACGUCCGUUUGCCAGUUAUGAGCCGAACACGCAGAUGGCCCCCACAGCGCUCACGAACAGGGAACCCGACCGCGGUUCCAGACAAACCGAAAGGGGGCGAAACCAGGACAGAAACAUGCAAAAGGCAGGAAAUCACAGGGGCCCACACCGCGAUGACGCCAUCUGAGUGCGACAGCGGCGCCCUGGCGUGGGCUCCACUUACGUUAACGCAUAGAGGAGCAGUCCCGCAGCCAGGUAAGAGAAAAGGCAGCAAGAAGCGAGUGGACCGUAAUUAA